ACGAUGCCCUGGAGACGACACAGUCCACCGACUCCCACUUUAGCGUCCGAACUCGUGAGCAGUCACACAAACUAAGCAAAAUGAUCGCCAAAUUCGUUGUCGUCUUCGCCCUAGCCCUUGCCUCCGCCAGCGCCAGCGUGCUGCCCCUGGCCGCGGCCCCAGCAGCCCUCGUGGCCCCAGCCGUGGCCCCCGCAGCGUACGCCGUGGCCCCCUACGCUAGCUCCUACUCCGCUCACUCCGUCAACCACGCAGUAGCCACCCCUGUGGUUGCCCCUGCGCCUGUGGUUGCCGCCGCCCCCGCUCCGCUGGUCGCCGCCGCUCCGGUUGUCUCUUCCCCCUACGUCGCCGCCCCCGCCUUUGCUCCAUCCCCAUACUUGUCCAGAUACGUAGCUUCCCCUUACAUCCUAUAAACGAAUUUGGUGGUAUCAUUGCCUUAGUGACUUGCUCAAUAUCUAUGUAUAUUUUGGUUAAUUAAAUAGCAACAAAUUAUUAUAAAUCUAAAUUUUGUUUUUCUUU
Messenger RNA from Leguminivora glycinivorella, 516 nucleotides. It is a transcript of the gene CPH18, whose product is annotated as cuticle protein 70, isoforms A and B-like. The transcript has 2 exons. Bases 81 to 410 code for a protein of 109 amino acids. NCBI's taxonomy places the organism in Eukaryota, Metazoa, Arthropoda, Insecta, Lepidoptera, Tortricidae. The record is from RefSeq and is a predicted model, not a curated record.